Messenger RNA from Lentinula edodes (shiitake mushroom), 849 nucleotides. RefSeq lists its product as uncharacterized. NCBI's taxonomy places the organism in Eukaryota, Fungi, Basidiomycota, Agaricomycetes, Agaricales, Omphalotaceae. Gene Ontology annotation, biological process: mitochondrial proton-transporting ATP synthase complex assembly. The record is from RefSeq and is a predicted model, not a curated record. Gene Ontology annotation, cellular component: mitochondrion. The transcript is spliced from 6 exons. The coding region runs from base 1 to 849 and encodes 282 amino acids.
AUGCUGUCUGUUGGAUUCCACCAUGUCAGAGCUUUCCGUCCUCUGGGCGUAUCCAAGCCUCGAUAUACUUCACUGCAAAUUCGUCUGAAUUCUACUUUGCUAGAUGGUCCUCCAGUCACCGAAACAAAUCGUGCUGAGGCCACCAUGAAACGGUUCUGGAAGACAGUUGGGAUAGAGGACCGGAAAGAAGGAAUAGCAAUUACUUUAGACAAACGUGCCCUCAAAACUCCUUCAGGCCAUACACUAUUACUUCCCUAUAACAAGCGUCUGGUGGCCACACUCAUAGCAACGGAAUGGGAGAAUCAAAAGAUUGUCUUGAAACCCCAUGCGUUACCUAUGACAUCUUUAGCGUCAAGAGCAAUAGACAAUUUUGCGGACUCGGAGUCACGGAAGAACGUCCGACAAUCGCUGAUACAAUACUUAGACACUGAUACUAUAUGUUUUUAUCAAGACUAUCCUCCACCUCUUAUACGACAACAAGAAACACACUGGGAUCCUCUGUUUGCAUGGGUUGAAGAAAGAUUCGGCGCCAAGCUCGUAAAAUUCACGUCGAUCCUCUCUAAUUCCCAGUCAGAGCAGAGCAAGAAACAGCUGUCGCUUGUUAUAGACGACUUUAACCAAUGGGAAAUGGCUGCUUUGGAGCGCGCUAUACAUGCCACAAAAUCAUUUGUCAUCGCUCUAGCUUUGGUCAAGCGUCGAUUGAAUGUUGAUCAAGCAUCUGACGCUGCCGGGGUUGAGGUCAACAGCCAGAUAGAGCGCUGGGGAGAAGUCGAAGACACGCACGAUGUAGACUUCCACGAUAUCCGCAGACAGUUGGGUAGUGCUGCUUCUCUUUUGUCGGCUGCUUAG